This is a messenger RNA of Numida meleagris (helmeted guineafowl), 2196 nucleotides long. RefSeq names its product caltractin. Gene Ontology annotation, molecular function: calcium ion binding. The transcript has 5 exons. The record is from RefSeq and is a predicted model, not a curated record. Gene Ontology annotation, cellular component: centriole; centrosome. The coding region runs from base 125 to 640 and encodes 171 amino acids. Gene Ontology annotation, biological process: nucleotide-excision repair; mitotic cell cycle; centriole replication. NCBI's taxonomy places the organism in Eukaryota, Metazoa, Chordata, Aves, Galliformes, Numididae.
GGAGGGCGGGCGGGCCCCCGGCACGUCCGGCUCGCUGAUUGGCCGGCUCGCGGUCGUUGCGCGUGGCGGUGGGCAGCUCGUCUCGGCGUCCCGUCUGGUCCCGGCGCGGUGCGGCCGUAGGCAGAUGGCAUCCAACUAUAGAAAACCCGGCUUAAGUACAGCCCAGCGAAAGAAAAGUGGCUUGAAACCUGAACUUACAGAAGAGCAAAAGCAGGAGAUCAGAGAAGCUUUUGAUUUGUUUGAUACCGAUGGAUCGGGAAGCAUUGAUAUAAAAGAACUCAAGGUUGCGAUGCGUGCUUUAGGCUUUGAGCCAAAGAAAGAAGAAAUUAAGAAAAUGAUAACAGAUAUUGACAAAGAAGGAAGCGGCACCAUUGACUUUGAAGACUUUUUGGCUAUGAUGACACAAAAAAUGAGUGAAAAGGAUUCAAAGGAAGAAAUUUUGAAAGCUUUCAGAUUAUUUGAUGACGAUGGUACAGGAAAGAUUUCAUUCAAAAACUUGAAAAGGGUUGCCAAGGAGCUGGGAGAAAAUUUAACUGAUGAAGAGCUUCAGGAAAUGAUUGAUGAAGCUGAUCGAGAUGGAGAUGGAGAAGUGAGUGAGCAAGAAUUUUUGAGAAUCAUGAAGAAAACUAGCUUAUAUUAGCAUUUGCUGCCUUACAGCUGUUCCAAAAGACAACUGGGAAAAGACGUAAAAAUGGGCUUGUGUCUCCUGCAUAUUUUUACGCUAUGUAAGGAAAGGACAGAUUUUCCAUCUCAUUCUUCUUUUUCAGCAAAGUUAGUUGCGGGGAGGGGGCUGUGGUACCCAAAAUAACUGUUCAAGUGAGAUACUGCAGGAAUAAAAAAUACUGCAGAAAUGAAAAGGAAAGAUGAACUUAGCCAGCAAGGUAGGGUCCCUUUCCCCCCAGGCCCCCAUAUGAAGAUUUCACUAAUUGCCCUUUUGAAUAAAGAAUGCUGUGUCUUAAGUAGAUAAUUUUAAAAAACCUGAAAACAUUUCACUUGGGUUGUGAAGGUUACUGCUGUUUCUGGGAGAAGCCAAGCCUCACAUUCCCAAGGCUACAUAAUAAAGAGAUCAUCUUAUAACACCUAAAAGAACUGAAGUACAAGUACAGUAUUUUUAUUCCUUUUAAGGUGUUUAGGUUAUCUUUGGUAUUUGUGUCCUUUUGUUUAUUUCCAUGAAAGACUCAGAAAUCAAUUGCAUAUUUACAUUUAUUUCUGUAUUAAACAGUGUAUUCUCCUGGCAAGUUCAUUUUGGACCUACUGGAAAACAAACAUAUAUAACCAGUUUUUGGUUCUUCCUUCCGAGCAGCAUGUGAUCACCAAGUGAUCUUUUGCUUAACUAUUCCAUGAUCUGGUAUCUGAAAACUGGUUUACUUGAGUCUUACUUGCUUGAAUUAUCAGAGUUUAUUGCAUGGCCAGUUAACGUCUUGUGCCAUUGCUCUUACUCGAAAGGCUUUGCAGAAUUCAGUUCUAGGGCGCAGUAGAGUAAGUUCUCUCUAGCUAUUUAGAGUCAAGUUGCAGAGAGAAGUUGCAUCUGAAGUGAAAAAAUAGUUCACUUUGACAGCCAUGAAUAUAUUUAGAUCCAUGCAAUCCAAAUUCAUUCCAGAUAUCACAGCCUUUUUUAAUUAUUAUUGAGUACUUUCACUUUUUUGAAUAUUUCUUGCAUAUAAUACUAUCACUCCAGAACUUACUGGAGAGCCACGCUUCCAUACUAUAGUGACAUGGCAGUGAUGCACAGCCUGAAAUCUGAUUAUUUGCUUCUGCAAGGAGGAUUUAUCCUUGGGUCACAAUACGACGUUCAGCUUGGGGAAACUGUAUAACCCUAAUCCCAUCUCUGUGUUUAGCUCCUUAUUACAGCUGCUUCAGCUCUGAUGAGCUCAAGGGCCCACCAGGGGGAGAGUUACUUUCAGCAGUGGAAAGGGGAAGUCUUUAUUUAUACACUUCUCCUUAGUGUGCAAAUGUGGAGCUGGCACACAGUCCUCUGAGUUUUGUACUCUGAACUGCUCUCUGAAUAGGCCCUCUCCAACCUACACAGUAGGCUUAAACCUGCUUACAGCCAUAACAACCUCAGAGAUCAGUGAAGUCCACUAUUCAGACAUUCAGUGGCAGUAGAUGUAAGCUACAGUACUGUAAGCUUUUUAAAAUGUGUAUUAACUUUGUGUAUUAACUUUGUAUGGUGUGAAAUAAAACUGUUUUGCAAGU